Scleropages formosus (Asian bonytongue) is the source of this 3315-nucleotide messenger RNA. It is a transcript of the gene arhgef6, whose product is annotated as Rac/Cdc42 guanine nucleotide exchange factor (GEF) 6. The transcript has 22 exons. NCBI's taxonomy places the organism in Eukaryota, Metazoa, Chordata, Actinopteri, Osteoglossiformes, Osteoglossidae. Gene Ontology annotation, biological process: lamellipodium assembly. Gene Ontology annotation, cellular component: cytoplasm; lamellipodium. Bases 237 to 2576 code for a protein of 779 amino acids. The record is from RefSeq and is a predicted model, not a curated record. Gene Ontology annotation, molecular function: guanyl-nucleotide exchange factor activity; protein binding.
GCGGAAGGUUCGGGGAAGAAGCGCUCAAGUCGCAGGCUGCGCUCUGUAGCGGAGGGGGAAACUGCGGAAAUGCGAGGAGACGUAAUGACGGAGGAAUAUUUCCUGAUAAACAUCAGCUUCCUUCGUAAGAGCGGCGCUGGACGGCGCAGAAACGCGGAUGUAGGCAGUCGAGUGGCUGAGCGUGAGACGCCCGGGGUUCCAGCCUGCCGCUCAACACUCGAUGUGGCGACGACACGAUGAACCCGGAGGAGCAGACAGUAACGUGGCUUAUCUCCUUGGGGGUGCUCAGCUCGCCCAAGAAGAACAUCGCGGACCCCGAGGAGUUCCUCAAAAGCGCUCUCCGGGAUGGAGUGGUGCUCUGCAGGCUCCUGGAGAGACUCCAGCCGGGCUCUGUCCAUAAGUGGUGCGCGGAGCCGCGGAGCGAAGCGGAGUGCGUCGCCAACAUCAGGGAGUUCCUGCGAGGAUGCGCGUCGCUCAAAGUGGAGGGCUUUGAACCAGAAGACUUAUACACUGGUGAGAACUUCAAGCAGGUUCUGUCAACGCUGCUGGCCGUGAAUUUUGCGACUCAAGAUUGUGUCAUCGACAGACCAUGUCCACGGUCCAGCAGCCCUUCAACUAGCCAGACCACCACCUCCUCUUCCUCACACACUUCAUCAAAUUUCAACAAAAACCUGCGAAGACAAUCCAAAAGAACAGAGAUGUCAGAGAACGGCAGCGGAGGACAACUGGUGGUGAAGGCCCGCUUCAACUUCAAGCAAAACAACGAGGAUGAGCUGUCAUUCAGCAAGGGCGAGUUGAUCUGCGUUACUCGGCAGGAGGAGGGUGGCUGGUGGGAGGGCACACUCAACGGCAAGACUGGCUGGUUCCCCAGCAAUUACGUUCGAGAGGUCAAGCAUUCGGAGAAACCAGUGUCACCUAAAACAGCAAGAGGUUUUGACAGUCCUCAGCUAACCAAGAACUACUAUGGUGUGGUGGUGCAAGACAUCCUUGAGCACGAGCGGGAGUUUGUGAAGGACCUGCAGACCUUGUUGGGCUGCUAUCUCCGCCCACUGCAAUCCAGUGACAAAUUGUCCAGUGCGGACAGCGCCAGUCUGCUAGGGAAUCUGGAGGAUGUCUUCACAUUUCAGCAGGGCCUCUGCCUUGCUCUGGAGGAAUGCGCCAAGGUGACCGAGGGCCAACAGCGUCUGGGCGGCUGCUACAUGAACCUCAUGUGUCAGAUCAAGACGCUGUACCUGAACUACUGCAGCAGCCACCCAUCUGCCGUCUGCGUGCUCACCGAUCACAGUGAGGAGCUGGACAGGUUCAUGGAGAGCCAGGGUGCCAGCAGCCCGGGGAUUCUCACCCUGACGAGCAGCCUGAGCAAACCGUUUGUGAGGCUUGACAAAUACCCUGCGCUGCUGCAGGAGCUCGAGAGACACAUGGAGGAGGCUCAUCCAGACUACAGCGAUAUCUUGAAAGCUACGGUGGCCUUCAGGAACCUUGUGGCACAAUGCCAGGAGCUGCGAAAACGAAAGAACUUGGAGCUGCAGAUCCUGUCAGAGCCAGUGCGCGGCUGGGAGGGCGAGAACAUGCGGACUCUGGGCCCCGUGCUCUACAUGUCCCACGUCAGCAUGCAGAGCAGCGCCAGUGAGGACAAAGAGGAGCGCUACUUGAUGCUGUUCCCUAACCUUCUCAUCAUACUGUCUGCAAGCCCACGGAUGAGCGGUUUCAUCUACCAGGGGAGAAUACCACUGACAGGGAUGGCUACGGUGAAACCACUGGAAGACACAGAGAGCGGCCACUACGGCUUUGAGAUAACAGGGGGCAUUGCUGAACGGAUCAUGGUGGUCUGCAGUAGCCAGCAGGAGCACCAGAACUGGUUGGAGCAACUGCUCCCACUGAGCAAAGGAGGUAGCCCAGUGGGAACUGUCAGUAAGGGCUGGGAGGGCCGGUCUGCUCACAGUACCUCCAGCCACCAGACUGCUUCCCUGGGGUUUAGCUCUCCUGUUGCCAGCCGGGGUCCCUUGGAGCCUCCCAAAAUAGCUAAGCCCUGGUCCCUGAGCUGCCUGCGACCUGCACCUCCUCUUAAACCCUCUGCUGCACUGGGUUACAAGGAGAGGAUGUCUUAUAUCAUGAAGGAUUCAGGCCGAAGCCCCAGACCCAUUACUAAGUUCCUCCAGAAGAGGAAAACGGAGAGGAAACCGUCAGAUGAUGAAUUCCUUUUGAGGAAGAGCACGGCCGCUCUGGAAGAAGACGCCCAAAUCCUGAAAGUGAUCGAGGCAUACUGCACAGGGGCCAGCGUGCAGCACUCUGCCGCAGGUGCCCGGAAGGAGUGUAUCCCACAAGUGCUUCUGCCCGAGGAGGAGAAGAUCAUUGUUGAGGAGAUAAGAAGCAAUGGACAGAUGACUGUGGAGGAGAAAAGUCUUGUCGAUGCUGUUUACGCUUUAAAGGAUGAGGUCCACGAAUUAAAGAAGGAGAACAAGCGGAUGAAGCAGUGUCUGGAGGAGGAGCAGAAAUCACGCAAAGAGCUGGAGCGAAUUGUGAGGAAGCUGGCUAAGCAGAGGAAUGACUGCACUUGGGACGAUGGCAAUCAUUGAACAUGUUCACAUCUGUCUGUAUGUCCAUCUGUCUCUGCAUGUUUGCGCGGUUCGUUCCUGAAAACUGCUGGCAGUUUCCACCUAUCAGAAAUACCACCUUCUGAAAGCUGAAGGACCACCAUUACACCCUUUGUUUCUAAUAUAGAAAUUUCCUAUGACCUGUCACCUUCUUUUCGCGUGGCAACGUGACAUAAAUGCUGACGGAAAAAAUGAGAAGUUAUAUAAAGAAUGCGGCCUUUGUUGACAAUUGAGAUUUCGGGAAGCUUGAAGUAGGUAGAGAUUGCUGCCUUGAGUAUUCUGAUAUUUGCCUCCCACUACACUUCCAAAGGUGGCACUUUUCUGCUCAUUCAUGUCAUCCUUUGAAAUCCCUGAGCAUCUCACUUCAUUGCAGAAUGGAGACUGAGGGAUUAUAAGUUAGUUAGUGGGCUGGUUUUUAAUAUUUACGCUGUAAAUUACCUCCUAGGUCAUAAGACUACUCAUUUUUCUGUGCUUUAUUUGUUGAGAAAGUCUUUUUUAACCGCUGACAUUUAAAAAUUUCAGUAUAUACAGAUAAACUAUAUAGACAUUACAGACAUGAAAAAUAAACAAUUUUUGCAUACAGCAUAUUUGUACCCGGAUGACUAAUUGCCCUGUUGGCCAGAAAUUGUUAUUAUACUUGUUUUGUUUAACGGUAGGGGAUGCGGUGGUGUGGCAGGUUUGGCCUGUGCCUGCUCUCUGGUGGGUCUGGGGUUCGAGUCCU